Molecule: messenger RNA, 936 nt
Organism: Rodentolepis nana
Lineage: Eukaryota; Metazoa; Platyhelminthes; Cestoda; Cyclophyllidea; Hymenolepididae
Source: the annotation of a GenBank genome assembly
AUGAGGUUCAAGCGUUCAGAGAGGUCUGCAAAAGCAAUGGGUUCCACGGAGAAAAUGAAGCAACAGGAAGGAGAGUUUUUUAUAUCUAAGUGUCCAACAAAGCCAAUUAAAUUAGAAUCCACGUCUAAGGAGAUUUCAGAGGAAGUUUUCUCUACGCAACUUGAAUCGGCAUUACCUCGAAAGGGUCAAUGUUCUGAUACAUCUGAGGGUCGUACCUUGUUUAUCAGAAAUGUGCCUUUUGAUGCCGAUGAACAAAGUCUUUAUCAAUUUCUAGCCACAUUUGGCGAAUUAGAAUUCGUUAAAAUUGUCAAGGACAAAAUGACAAAUCAUUCUCGUGGUACAGCUUUCGCUAAAUUUGUUUUAAAAGAGGACGCAGAUAACGUCUUGAUAAAAUUCUCUAAGUCAUUUGGUGGGUCGGAAUUUAUGUUUGGAGGUCGAAAUUUGGAUUUGUCUCUAGCUGUAAGCAAGGAGGAAGUUGCUAAAUUGCAGAUGACAAGACGUGGUGAAGAUGAAUCGACUACUUCAGGAUUAGCUGGUCGAAACCUCCAUCUUGCUCGCAUCGGAUUGAUUAAGCCGGAUACCAAGGCAGCUGAAAUGUUGACUGCUCAAGAAAUGGCAAUGCGAGAAGCCCUAGCUCGUUCAAAGCAGUCUAAACUUCGAGAUCCCAAUAUCUUUAUCAGUCCUCUUCGUCUAUGUCUUCGUAAUAUUCCUCUCUCAAUUGAUGAUCGACAACUCCGUGCCGCUUGUCAGAAAGUCAGCGGAAAAGAUGCUCGAAUAACAGAGUGUCGUGUGAUGCGUGACUUAAAGAGUGGUGCCGUAAAUCCCAAAUCCCUUGGUUACGCAUUUGUAGCAUUUGAAGAACAUAAAGACGCCUUGAAGGCUUUACAAGUCAUCAAUAAUAAUGAAAAAAUUCUUGGAGGCAGCAGAGCGUCUUGA